UUGUCCAUCAGCAAUGGAGACCUAUCGGUAUCCCCAGCUCCCUCCAGAAAUUGAGUCAGUGUACAUUGCUCUAUUUACAGAUAUUCAAAAUGCAACUGAACUGAAGAAGCGGCUCGUGGCCGCGUCUGUCAUGUCCGGAGAUGAGGGAGAGGUCGAGCGCGAAGCGGUCAACUUCGCAUUCAUCGAUGCUCGCUUGGUCACCAGUGUAACGCACUUGCAGACCGGCAUAUACCAUGCCAUCUUGGCCGCAACGCAAGACUCCUUGAGAACCAAGACGGUGCACUCGGAGGUACUCUGGACAUUGAACCCAAGCAAUAAUAUCAGCGAGGCUUUCCGACGUUAUGGCGUCACGGACGACAGCAAAGCCUUGUUCGUUGUGCGGAUCGACAAAGACACUCCAGACGUCUUGCUUAAGAUGCAAGCCGCCGUCAAGGGCACAGUAUCUUCCCUCUCCGCCUUGGCUGAUAUUACAGACUGGGCAACCGUAAAGAAGUAUCACAAGCUUAACAACGAACCCGCCGUUCGCGAGCAAUCCCGCGACCCUGCACGAGAGCGUGGCGUAAUAGAUGAGAUUGUCAUAAGCUCUGUGGCAAUGAAAAGCGUUCAAGCAUGAAAGUGACUCUUGAUCUGCUCUACUAAAGAAUGGAUUGCACAUCUAAUCCCGUAUGAAAGUGCUUGUUACGAGCCACGGUCUCCCCGUGAACACAGCGACUAGUUUAUACACCGGGUCCGAGGGGUUAGUUACCGUACGUUGCUUGGAUAGAUACAUGGUCUUGCUUUCUUCAGACGGGCAAUGACAACAGC
Phanerochaete carnosa HHB-10118-sp is the source of this 804-nucleotide messenger RNA. RefSeq lists its product as uncharacterized. The coding region runs from base 14 to 613 and encodes 199 amino acids. Gene Ontology annotation, biological process: telomere maintenance via recombination; tRNA threonylcarbamoyladenosine modification. Lineage: Eukaryota; Fungi; Basidiomycota; Agaricomycetes; Polyporales; Phanerochaetaceae. The transcript has 4 exons. Gene Ontology annotation, cellular component: EKC/KEOPS complex; cytosol; nucleus. The record is from RefSeq and is a predicted model, not a curated record.